UAUCAAUAUAGCAUGGGAAGUAAUAUUAUCUUUAAAAAUUAGAUUCAUGCUUUGAAAAAAGGCCUGUUAUACCAAAAGAAAAACGAACCUACAAAGAAUUGGUAAUUGAAGCUCUAUAAAGUGAACCUUAAAUUUUAGCUUAAACAGAAUGCAUAAGUACAUCAGAUUUAUGAUCUUAGUAAAUAUUGAUAUUGAUCCUUAAAACUCUUAAUUAAAUGAAAUGAUUAAAUAAGUGUAAUACUUAAAUAAAUAAUUAGAUUAUAAGAGGAAAAAGAAAAAGAAUCGAAUUGCGAUGAACUGAGCGAAAUGAGUGAAAGAGUAGAAGAAAGCCUUGAUCUAGAGCUAGGAGUCUGGAAAGUACAGAAGCUUCGAAAGAGACUCUUCCGACAUACUAAUUAUAUUGCUCAUUUAAAAAUAGACACAGGAGUAAAUUUUAUUGUACUAAAAUAGAUUAAUUAAGAAAAUUUGAUUAAAAUAUACUAAGAAUUGUAUAAUAUUGGUUUUCAAUCUUUUUAGAUUUUCAAUUCUAGCAUAAAAGAAUAUACAAUAUGUAGUAAUGCCUUAAAUGUGGAUGGACGAUUAUUCAUACAAAGUUACAAUGAGGGAAAAUUCGGAUGCAUUAUUUGACUAAUUAUUCACAUGGAGAAAUUAAGACUAAAAAUAUAGAGCUACAUUUAUAGUGUUUCACACAGAAACUGAACAAGUAAUAUGAUAUAUUUAAAAGGCAAUUUAAAUAGUAGAUUCAUUUUUGAUGAUAUAUAAUUAAUAUAAUCCUGUGAUCAUUGAGAAUCAAUCAGUAUAAUCAAACUACAUAAAUGAUGAAGACAUAGAUGAAGAUUAAAAAAUGCUUUGA
Messenger RNA from Paramecium sonneborni, 853 nucleotides. NCBI's taxonomy places the organism in Eukaryota, Ciliophora, Oligohymenophorea, Peniculida, Parameciidae. The record is from the annotation of a GenBank genome assembly.